Penicillium canescens is the source of this 819-nucleotide messenger RNA. RefSeq names its product tyrosine-protein phosphatase. Lineage: Eukaryota; Fungi; Ascomycota; Eurotiomycetes; Eurotiales; Aspergillaceae. The record is from RefSeq and is a predicted model, not a curated record. Gene Ontology annotation, biological process: dephosphorylation. Gene Ontology annotation, molecular function: phosphoprotein phosphatase activity. The transcript is spliced from 3 exons. The coding region runs from base 1 to 819 and encodes 272 amino acids.
AUGGAUUACAACCACGGUCUUUCCAAUAACCCCUUUCUUGAAGUUGAUGGAGCCUUUAACUUCCGUGGCGUUGGUGGAUACAGAAGCACUCUCUCCCCCGAUGCAGUCAUACGCGAAGGCUUGAUCUACCGCACAGGUCACCUAAGUGAUGUGACUAGUGCUGGCUGGCACACCGUGAAGAGUUUAGGAGUUUCGACAAUUAUCGACAUGACCAGUCCCGGAGAAGUGGAAAUUUUCACCGGGGCCCCGGACAAGACGCUCAGCCCCCUCGGCAUUGAGACGCUACACUUACCUUUGAAACAGGGUGUGUUCUCUAUGGCAAGACAAGUGAGGAAGUAUCAGGUAUAUCGAAGCACCGGACCUGAGGUUAUCGCAGAAGGAUACCUGAACCUGCUGGAAGUAGGAUCGGCCAUUAUCCGACGGGUCCUGGAGCAUUUUCGAGACAACGCCGGUGGUUGCCUUAUCCACUGCGCGAUGGGGAAAGACCGGACAGGUGUUAUCGUAGGCUUAUUGCUUUCACUCGCAGGGGUUCCACAUGAUACCAUCGCAGAUGAAUUCAGUCUAAGUGAAGCCCACCUCGAACACUUGCAACCGAGAAUCGCCGAUAUUGUGGAGUCGAUCGACCCAAACGAGGAAGACCCCUUGGGGAUAGCGAAGAUGGCGACGGAGUGUCGGAGGGACGUUAUGGCUUUGACCCUCCAAUGUGUUGACGAAAGAUACGGCGGUAUUGGCCAAUAUGCACAGGAUCACUGCGGUUUUUUAGCUGAGGAGAUCGCCCGUAUCAGGCAAAACAUGCUCUGCCCAAAAAUUAUGCGCUAG